GCUUCACUGGCUUCACCGGUUUCACCGAACCGGGGUGCGACAGUACUAUCCCAGUGAUGGCGCUAUGGCGCCAUGGCGCUAUGCUAUGCUAUGUGGUCGUGGGGAGGCCCCGUCAGAGCAGAUAUAUAACUAUCGCCCGUGUCCCUCGCUCACCACACGGACUCACUCUCCUUGAUCUCCCCCAUCACCUUAGCAUGGCUGAAUAUCUAGGGCCCACUACCAAGGACGCGUCCUCGCUGGAGGACCAGCCCGACCAUGACUUUAGCAGCACGAGCGAGCGGCUGGAUCCGGACAGCGGCGUGAGGCGCGGGCUCAAGACCAGACAUCUCAGCAUGCUCGCAUUGGCGGGUAUCAUUGGGCCCGGCUUGCUCGUUGGCGCGGGAGGUGCGCUGCACCAGGGAGGCCCUGCGUCGCUGCUGAUCGGCUUUGGGGUCAUCGGCAUCAUCGCGUUCAGCAUCAUGCAGUCCCUGGGCGAGAUGACGACGCUGUAUCCCAGCGGUGGCGCAUUCACCAAACUCGCGGACCGCUUUGUCGAUCGGGCCUUCGGCGCUGCAGUCGGCUGGAAUUAUUUCGUCAUCUGGGCCGCGGUGUUGGCGAAUGAGUACAAUGCCAUCUGCUCUAUCUUCAACUUCUGGAGCGACAAGGUCCCGCUGUGGGGCUACUUCCUGCUCUUCUGGUUCUUCUUCCUCGGAUUCCAGUUGCUCGGCGUGGAGGCCUUUGGAGAGGCGGAGUUCUGGCUCGCGCUGAUCAAGCUGGCGGGCCUGGUCGCGUACUUCAUCUUCUCGAUCAUCUAUGCGGCUGGAGGGCUGAAGGGGCAGACAGAGCCCCUUGGCUUUAGGUACUGGCACGACCCGGGCGCAUUCAGCGACGGCUUCCGCGGCGUCGCAUCCGUCUUAGUCUUCUGCGCAACCUUUUAUGCGGGCUGCGAGUCCAUCGCCGUUGCCGCGACAGAGACCAAGAACCCGUCCGUCGCCGUGCCGCUCGCGAUCCGCCAGGUGUUUUGGCGCAUUCUCUUCAUCUACAUGGGUAGCGCCUUAUUUUUCGGGCUCACGUGUCCCGCCAACUCGCCGCAGUUCUCCGAGGCCGCGCGCGCCCUCAAGUCGCCCAUGAGUAUCGCCAUCCAGAACGCCGGCUGGUACGGUGGCGUCCAUCUCAUCAACGCCUUCAUCUUCGUCACGUGCCUGUCCGCCAUCAACUCCUCCAUCUACAUCGGGAGCCGUACCGUGCUCUUCAUGGCGCAGGACGGCAAAGCCCCCGCCAUCCUUGGCAAGACCAACAAGCGUGGCGUCCCUACCGCCGCCAUUGUCUUCACCAACCUCUUCGGUGCGCUGUCCAUGAUGAAUGUCUCCACCGGCGCCGCCACUGCCUACAGCUACAUCGUCAAUCUGUCCGGCGUGUCGACCUUUCUGGUAUGGGGCGCAAUCUCCUUCAUCCACAUCCGCUUCCGUAGCGCCUGGGCCGUCCAGGGACGCCGCGUCGAGGACCUCCCCUUCCGCUCGUGGCUGUACCCGUACAACGCCUGGUUUGGGCUCGGCGCUAACAUCUUCCUCGCGCUGAUCCAAGGUUGGACUACGCUGGCACCGUUCACGGCUGGCACAUUCGUUGACGCAUAUAUCCUGCUCGUGCUGUUCCCAGUCAUUUUCUGGGUCUUCAAGUGGGUGAACAAGACGGAGUGGCAGAAGAUCGAGGAUGUGGACCUGGAUCAUGGCCGCCGUGCGGAUGUGGACAUCGCGAAUGUCGAGGUGGAGGAUGCGGUGGAUACGGGGAAGGGGAGGUCGCUGUGGAGAAAACUUUGGCAGGGAUUCUACGCGUAAGGGAGGAGUCCUGGAGGAACUAUAGAGUAUUACAAGGCAUAGUCCCAAUGAAAGCAAUGGGGGGGGGGCGUGGAUGGCAUAUACCCGGCUUUGACUCAAGCGCGCAUUUGUUUGAUUUGCAGCGCUGUUCUAUUGACAUUAUUAGAUGUAUCACAGCCUAAAUAGUUGGAACGACAGGAUCCAUUGCCGCAAGUAGCAAAUCACACGAGCCAGCUGCUCAAUUAAGCCCGGGACUGUCGUCUGUGGGACAAUUUCUCGAAGCACUCGAUAUCAUAUGAAAACACACGCUAGAGCAAAGCGGCCCCCCACCAUACCCCCACGAGCUAGCGAAGAAGGAAUUACCUGUUCUGGAGGGCAGCCAGUGUCAGGCAUCGCCAGCGCUGAAGGCAAAGCGGGCACCAAUAGCUUCGCUAGGUAGGUCGGAGCUAGGUAACCUGCUAGGCUGAGCUAGGCGUAGAACCAAGCUCAGCGGCAGGACGUUACUGUACGGAGGUGUUGUUCAUAAGUUUUUGUGAGUGGGUCGGGCUAGGGCCCCCUGCGUAGGCUGGCUUGGCAAUUCUGGCCAAAGUACCGAUUCUCACGCGUCACGAACACUCGAGUGCAAGAGCAAUCAAUUCUGUAGAAUAAUGAGUAGAGUAGAUA
Pseudogymnoascus destructans is the source of this 2456-nucleotide messenger RNA. RefSeq lists its product as uncharacterized. Gene Ontology annotation, biological process: amino acid transmembrane transport. The transcript has a single exon. The record is from RefSeq and is a predicted model, not a curated record. Lineage: Eukaryota; Fungi; Ascomycota; Leotiomycetes; Thelebolales; Thelebolaceae. Gene Ontology annotation, cellular component: membrane. Gene Ontology annotation, molecular function: amino acid transmembrane transporter activity. Bases 57 to 1814 code for a protein of 585 amino acids.